Messenger RNA from Babesia bovis T2Bo, 3060 nucleotides. RefSeq lists its product as uncharacterized. The coding region runs from base 131 to 3040 and encodes 969 amino acids. Lineage: Eukaryota; Apicomplexa; Aconoidasida; Piroplasmida; Babesiidae. The record is from RefSeq and is a predicted model, not a curated record. The transcript is spliced from 2 exons.
AUAUAAUAUAUUGUUUUCGGGACCUUUUGCAGGCACUAUUCGUUAUUCAAGUUGUGAUCAGCUGGUGUAGACAUUGAUGAAGAGUGCUUUCCGUGACCACACACUGUGGUUGUUUUAUUAGGGAUACGAAAUGUGGUCUGCGGGAAACUCUUCACGCCGUAGUGAGGGGUCUUACACACCUGAGCGUGAUCGCCAGCGAUCAGAGCAGUCUCCACCCUUAUCAAGGUGCUCCAAUGCAAGUUCACAAGGCGUAUUGAGCCGUAAAGGUUCCAUGGAUGUCACGCAAUCCUUGAGCAACACUGCCAGGAGUAAUAGGUCACUGCAAUGUGAUGAAGGCUCGGUACAGGAAGACGUGUCGCUUGCGCCGCAAGCUUCGUUUUUCAAGAACAAGUCGUCUACUCCGGGUUCUAGGAGUAGUGCGAGGUCAGAGCGCGAUGCUGGGAUCAAUCUCCAGGAAAGCCACAACACAACCUCAUCUGGCGAUACUAAGGGCAUAUCCAGCUCAAUGAGCAAUGAGAAGUUAGAGGCUGCCUGUAGCAAAUAUGGUCUUACCACCGAGAGCAUCGAAGAGAUAUUAUCCGGCAGGAUGCAAUCUAGGGAGCUGGUAUCAGAGCGUAGCGACACUUCAUCCGAUUGCUUCCGUGAGGAGAUGUUGAUAUACCUGCUCAAGCAGCAGGUUAAGCUCAAGAACCAAUUGAAACAGCAGAAGAAGAACAUGGGUGCCGUGACACAAUCAGAAUAUAGAAAGGCGUCUUAUGACAGAACCCGGGACAAACAACAUACCAGGACUAAGCGUUGUAAGGACCUGAGGGAACUGACCAAGGACGAGCUUGAGUCAUUCGAGGAGAUGAUGGAGGACAAUAGUCCAAUGUCUGACACGGACGCCACAAUCAGUGAGAAUGUCCAUGGUCCAUCGCGUACCCAUAAAAAGAUCAUACUGUCUGAUAUAGAUGAAUAUGCGAUGGAUACUGAUCUCUACUCGUCCCAGGAGGCAUCACCAGCCGUUGGCGACACUAGGUUAUCCAGACAGACCAAUGUCCCUAGGAACCAUAGGAUGACAGACUGCCGGCUGAAAAAGCAGUCUUCGGCUGACACCGUCAUAUCACAGGAAGCCGAUUCCCUGCAUAACGAAAUCGAUCAGUUGAUAUAUAACCUUGAGAACAAUGACAUUAGGGGCCAGCCAAGGGAUGUUAACCCUGAACCUGUUCAAUAUGGUGUACCGCCAAUACCGAACACUUUUGUGUAUCCACCCAAUUUCUACGAUUUCCAAGCUAACAUGGAACCCGAGGAGGUGGUACUACCCAUUAAGGUGCCCAUAAAACCACCUACUCCCGAGGUAUGUGAUGCUGAAGUGAUGACUAACGAAACUGCCCGUGUGCGUGAAGUUAAUGAAUACGACAUGUUUGAACGUGAUAUCGAGGAUUAUGAGGAGGAGUUGAAGCGUUCACACCAAACUGAUUAUACCAGGGUGGGUAAAGACGGCAUAUCGUGGGAAAUAACUGAAUCGUACCUCAAGGAGGAGGAGCGUAGGAUGCUUCAGGAACGCAAGCGUGCGGAGUUAUUGAAGCAGCUUAACGAUCCCAUCGGUGCAAAGGGCCCUUCGUUGAAGGACCACUAUAACAAGUGGGUCUCACAGCGUGAUGCCAAGACUUCCAACGUCAAGAAACACAACUGCUUGGGUGUUGAGAAGCAGGCGACUAUGAAUGAGGAAAAUGUAGGACCCAUACAUAUCCCAAAUAUAUUCAGGAGACGUAGGGAGUACUCCCGGGAACGGGAGACUCCACAGUCUGAAAUGCCGAGGCAAAAGACAGACCCUAGACAUGAUGCCCGGAAUAAAGAUCCGAUGAAUGACGAAACGAGGUUCAAGGAUGUAUACAUCAGGGGCACGUGGGAUCCCAAGACAGGCGCCAUUAAAAUAAGUAAUGCCUUAGAUAGUAAUCAAUUCACAGAUAAGAAUCGAACACUUGAUGAAUAUAUAAACUUUUUAAAACAGAAUCCUGGGAACUGGAGCCAAGAGGUGAUGGACACUGGUAUCAAGCCGAAGCCGUCGGAAGAGGAUGUAGAUGCAAGCUCCGGUGAGGAGUCGCCAGAAGUAGAGGUUUCCCCGGAAGAAACGGCACGUACCGAUACAACCGACAGCACAUACGAUCGGGAUGAAUUUCACGUUGCCCCGGGGCCUAUACCGUCAGAUGCCGAGCCUGAUUACAGCCCGGGGAUGCGUCGGAAGUAUGCCAUGGGAUUUAGUGAUUAUUAUGUACCACCUAUGCGGAACCACCCUGAUAUGUAUAACCCCGGUAUGUGCAUGAUGCCCCGGGGCCAUUUCAACAUGCCCGAGGAGCCGAAGCACCAUCAUUACCACUACUACUCCGACCAUAGGCAUAAGCGGUGCCACCACAAGAGGAAGCAUAAACACUGCUGCUCCAGGAAGAGACGUGAUCGUGUUCAGUGCAAGUGCUCACAUGAAGAUGUGCCCAAGGAUGUGGAGCCACCAGCUAGUGAUACCCAGGAUGCUACCAGUACAACACCGGGGUCAGAUAGCUUGAUGUCUACAGUGACCUCCACCCGUGAUAUCGUCACGCCAUUGUCCGUCAAGGAUAUAGUAAAUAACGUUCUGCACGCAAAGAGCACUGAUUUCGUCAAGGUCACGACGUACCACGAUGCGCCCCGUAGCCCAAAGUCUGCCGGUGAUAAUGCCUCCUGUAUGUUAAAUGCAAUGUCAUGCUGCACUGACGUGGCAGUGGAUAAAGAUGACGCAAGUCCUAAAUCGCCAAAAAUGGUAAUAUCCAAAUACCCAAAGGUGUUUCAAGUAAGGGGUAAUACCAGAGCAACUGCAACGAGAUCCGUUUCACCACUACGUAAGUUGGAGGGAUGUUUCAAGGAGGCUAAGGCAGUACCAGAGACAACUAAAGUUGAAUAUGAUACCGAUGCUGAAUUUGGAGAACAAUUCACUUUCAGGGAAGGUAACAAGGAAACCCAGCAAAAGGAUGCGUCGCCCAUGUUCAAGACUAAAGCUAUAUACGUUGGUGAGAAUGCAACAUAGGUCAUAAUAUUCAAGUAAUA